Belonocnema kinseyi is the source of this 3221-nucleotide messenger RNA. RefSeq names its product probable helicase with zinc finger domain (gene Helz). Gene Ontology annotation, molecular function: helicase activity. The record is from RefSeq and is a predicted model, not a curated record. Lineage: Eukaryota; Metazoa; Arthropoda; Insecta; Hymenoptera; Cynipidae. Gene Ontology annotation, biological process: regulatory ncRNA-mediated post-transcriptional gene silencing. The transcript has 6 exons. Gene Ontology annotation, cellular component: cytosol; P granule. The coding region runs from base 220 to 2907 and encodes 895 amino acids.
CGGCGCAGUGUCUGCGGAGGAGGUGCAUCGCGUCGUUUUCUAAAACGUCACUCUUCCCAAAAGUACUUCACUGAACGCGUUUCCACAUCGAAAAAUGUAAUUCGCGUGCAUCGCGAAAACACCUCGCCUGUCCUCCGAUACCACACGGCCGCGAUAAGCAAGAAAAUCCCAGCACUAAGUCUCCCACAUCGUUGUGCCGUCGGAUCGCGAACCUCGCUUAUGGCCACCAUGGCCGAAAUCGCUCUUAUCAACAACGAGGUUAUGUCGUUCCUAUGUUUCGCGAAAGCCGUGCACCGAAAAUGGGUGAGGGCCAAUGAUCCGAGUCAAGUCAUUGUGGAGGAACCCAAUACCGAACAAAAUGUCAGGAUUACCCACAAGUUCGUCGAGAGAGUCUACAACUUCAAAAUUCACGCCAUCGACAAGCGCCUCAAGAAUGUGGCUCUUGCACUGGACAGUCAUCGGAAGAACUUCAAUCUGAAGUCCGUAACGAACGAAUUCAAAUGUCGAGGAGUAAAUAAUGGCCAAGAAUGGCAAGCCACCGACUACGAAUUGGAGUGCAACGGCUCGCCAAAAUUCGAGGCCACUUACGAAGUCGAGGUGAUUUUUUCCACCGAUGAAUUCGGAACUUUUCGGCAAAAUGUCCUCUUUGGUUUCGGCGACGAGCAUCCGGUGAUGCUGCGAAAAAUCUGCGUCGACUGCGUACCGGAAGAGGAUCUAAAAAGGCUCAAAGAUGCGAGCCUCUACGUUCUGAAUUUAAAUCAGCGUUUGUUGAAUGAGGCACAUCAGGAUUGCGUUCCAUUUAGCUCUCCUUUUGUGCCUGCCAAGGAUCCGCGCGAAGUCUAUUUAGCUAAAGUCUAUCCUUAUCCGGAAACGAAUAACUUCUUCCUGACACACGCCACCCUCACCGAGGAGUCUCUCACUCCGACUAAUUACAAAGGGCGGCUUCAUGAAUUGGUAACUGUCGAGGAAUUGGCCAGGCAUGAGCAGGUUGCCAGGUACAAUGAAGCUGCCCAUUUGAGACUCUCUUCUUGUUAUAUUCUCAAUUCCGACACGGAUGGAUCGAGCCUUGCCAAAUAUGCACCACCCGGCGAACUUUUUGCACAGCUUCCCUUGGGCCGCGAGAUUACGGAAGACACAAAGUGUGGUCGACUGCUUCUGCGUGGCUGCAAUAGUAUUUUGAUUAGGCGAUUGAUUGGCGAUGUGCCAAGCGAGAAGAAUUCGGAUGAGCCGGUUUUCGAGGCGCAUGUCGAAGACAAAUGCAAUCAUACAAUUUAUGCGCGUCUCUCGAAAACUUGUGUCGAGAAACUCGGCUUCAAAACGGACACCGAUCUGAAAGUUCAGGUCCAAUUUGUCCUAAAUCGGAUGCCCUUCUGCGAAUGGCAUCGAGCGAUAGAUUGUCUGCCGAACACGCAACUUGUCUUUCCACCCUCGACCCACAGAUACGGGGAAGACCAUUAUCUUUGGAACAACAGAUGGGACAAAAUGGUGCAAACUCAUAUCUUGAAUGAGAGACAGAAGAAAGCCGUCGCUGUGAUAAUGGCCCCGAAGGAAGAGAUUUUGCCGCCGAUACUUUUGCUGGGACCUUUUGGAACUGGAAAAACAUCGACGAUUGCCCAGGCGCUGAGAAUUAUGCUUCUCGAUGAUAUGGACAGUAAAAUCAUUCUCUGCACGCAAAGCAACAGUGCGGCUGACUUGUACGUGAAGGAGUUCUUUGAUGGGUGGUAUCGGGAGUCGAAAAAUCCGCGACUCAAGCCGCUCAGGAUUUAUUACAAGGGCCGGACCAGAAAUACGGUGAAUCCAGUUGUCCGUGAGUACACGCUGACGGACAUGAGUGGUCGUUUUCGCGAUCCUACGAGAGAGGACAUUGCUGAAUGUGGCUUGGUGAUCACCACCCUCGCCACGUCCAGCUGUCUGACACCUCUUGACCUUGAGCCAUCGCACAUCAUCAUUGAUGAGGCCGCGCAGGCCCUCGAGUGCGAGGCAUUGACGGCACUUGCUCUCGCGAACGAGAGGACGCGCAUCAUCCUGGCUGGUGAUCAGAUGCAGUUGGCGCCGGAAGUUUAUAGCGACCUGGCGAGGGAGCGCGGCCUCGGGACGAGUCUUUUGGAGAGAAUUCAUCUCACUUAUGAGCCCAAUCAUCCCUGUCGAAUUCAGCUUUGUCGAAAUUACCGAGCGCACGCUGACAUAGUCAAGCUCACCUCGGAACUCUUCUAUGGCGGCGAGGUCGAACCUGGAGCGAGUUUGCAGAAACAUCCGGAGCAAACGCCGCUCACUUUCUAUUCCGUCGAGGGAAACGAAGUCAAGGGAAUGCACUCGACUGGGUUUUUCAACAACGAGGAAGUCUCCGAGUUGGUAACCCGGGUUGAGCAGCUAAAGCACUACUGGCCGAAGGCGCGCUGGGGUCAUUAUGGGGAGGGUUCAAUUGGCGUUUUGGCUCACUAUUCCGAGCAGGUGUUGAGGAUUCGCAACGAGCUUCGAAAGCGACGACUUUCCGAAGUGAAUGUUGAACGUGUCCUCAAUGUCCAAGGGAAGCAGUUUACCGCCGUUUUCAUUAGCACAGUUCGUACGAGACACUGUAGUCGCUACUCGGCUGAAUUGAAUGUCAGCGACUACGGUUUUCUGACGAAUCCGCGACUCUUGAAUACAGCGGUGACGCGAGCAAAGUGUCUGGUCGCGGUUGUGGGCGAUCCGGUCGCGCUUUUGACCACGGGCUGUUGUCGCACUCUCUGGCAACAAUUUUUCAAGGCCGCGACUGUUCACGGAAUUAGCGAAGAGGAGCUGAGCUACCAUUUAAAUUCACUUCCGGAAUUGCCGUCGGUGGCGCCACUGAAUCCGCUGGCGCAGGAAUUUGUCCCGAGGAAUCCGCAGCCGCCAUUUUGGGUGGAAUACGUUCCAAUGCCAGAUUGAUUUCCGUUGCAGAUGAUGAUUGUAAAUGCUAGUUCUCAGUUUAGAGUACCUUUGCAGAGCAGCGUCUUUGAACGAAGCAUUUAGUGAAUAGUGAAUGAAGAGUGAUUUAUAUUUCUAAUUGUAUUGUAGCGAUACUUAGAGAACGCGCUUUCAAUUUCAGAAGUUGAGGAAGACAGUAGAAUGAUUUUGUAAGCCUAAUUUUGAAAGAGUUAGCAAUUAAGUUUAAGCUGUUUCGACGCGGUGAAUCGCAUCAUGUUUGAAGUCACAUGUGUAAAUACAUCGAAAUACAUUGUACAUGCCACCUUUUAAAGUGA